CGCGAUCACAACUUUCACAACUCACAACUUCGACGUCUCCACUCUCCAAUGGGGGUCUACCACACUCAUCUAAACCUAUAAAAGAAGUGCCGAAAUUCAUCCCCACUUCCCCAAAUCUUCUUCCACCUCCUACACCUUUUCCUAAUCACUACACACAUUGCCUCUUUUGUUUCUCAAACAAUCCAAUCGCAAGAUGUAAAACAGAAGCAACAGCUUCCCUUAAAUCUCUCUGGCUUCUUGCUUCCAUACCAAGCUCUCUCCCCUCCCCUUCUGCACGAAAAUUGACUUGGUCGUUGUAAAAAACUAUAUUUUACAUAGACAUGGAUCCGUACGAUAGCGAUUACUGCGAUGAUGGCGACUAUUGCGAUGAGGACGAUUACUGUGACUUUGAUGACCAUGAUGAUUGUGAUCGUCGUGCAGAUGUUGCUUUAACGAGCCGCACUGGUUCGUCUUGUAAGGUUAUCACAAAAGAGUGUGUAUCGACUGCACAGAGGGAAGAUCUACAAAGAGUAAUGGACUUGUUAUCUUUAAGGGAACAUCAAGCAAGGACUCUACUUAUACAUCAUAGAUGGGAUGUUGAUAAAGUCUUUCAAGUGCUUGUAGAAAAUGGAAAAGAUAGGCUUUAUACUGAAGCAUGUGUAAUGGUACCCAAUGAUUCCAAUGUUUCUUCAAAGCAUCGAUCUUCCAUUGUACUUUGUGAAAUAUGCUUGGAGGAAGUCCCCUUCUAUAAAAUGACUACAAUGGAUUGUGGCCAUUAUUUUUGCAACACUUGUUGGACAGAGCAUUUUGUUGUGAAGAUAAACGAGGGGCAAAGUAGGCGAAUUAGUUGCAUGGCUUCUAGAUGCAGUGUGGUUUGUGAUGAGGAUAAAAUCAGAAAUUAUGUGAGCAAAAAGGAUCCUAAUUUGGCUGAAAAGUUUGAAAGAUACCUUUUGGAGUCAUAUAUUGAAGAUAACAAAAGGGUAAAAUGGUGUCCGAGUGUCCCACAUUGUGGAAAUGCCAUUCGUGUUGAAGAUGAUGAGUAUUGUGAGGUUGAAUGUGCUUGUGGUGUUCAGUUUUGUUUUAGUUGUUCUUCAGAAGCACAUUCUCCAUGUUCAUGUCAAAUGUGGGAACUUUGGUCAAAAAAAUGUCAAGAUGAGUCAGAGACAUGUAAUUGGAUCACAGUUAAUACAAAAACUUGUCCAAAAUGUCAUAAACCAGUUGAAAAAAAUGGUGGAUGCAACCUUGUUCGAUGUAUAUGUGGUCAACCAUUUUGUUGGUUAUGUGGUGGAGCAACGGGUAUACAACACACAUGGGAUAGUAUAGCUAACCACACAUGUGGAAGGUUCAAUGAAGAACAAAUAGCAAACACAAAACGUGCAAAAAUAGAAAUCGUGCGUUAUUCUCAUUAUCAUAGUCGAUUCAAAGCACAUACGGAUUCCUUAAAGGCUGAAAUCAUUAUGAAGGAAAAGUUAGAGAGGAAAAUAGUGAAAAUGGAAGCCAGGGAAUUGGAAAUAAAGGAUUAUGAUUGGGUGAGAAAUGGGGCUAAAAGGCUGUUUAGAUCAAGGCGGAUUCUUUCUUAUUCGUAUCCGUUUGCGUUUUACAUGUUUAGUGACAUGUUUCUUAGCGAUGAAAUGACAAAUUUGGAAAAGAAUAUUAAACAGAACUUGUUUGAAGAUCAGCAGCAGCAACUUGAAGGGCAUGUUGAGAAAUUAUCACAUUUUUUGGAACAAGAGUUUGAGGAGUUUUCCGAGGACAAAGUUAUGGAUUCGAGAAUGCGGAUUAUUGCGCUUUCCAAGGUUACUGAUGCCCUUUGCAAGAAUUUGUAUGACUGCAUUGACAAUGAGAUACUGCUUCAUCUGAGAACAACGAUCAACAUAGCGCCUUAUAGAUCGAUGGGUGCAGAUAAGGCUGUGGAGCUUGAUAAAUGACUUGAUAUUACUUCAUCCAAACUUUUUGUUCAUAACUACUUGGAAGCUAAUUUUAGGAGAAUAAGGUUAUAUUUUUUACAAGUUAUAUUCUUUAUCGCUCAUAUGAUCAUGACUGCAUACAGUUAUUUAAGAUGUUAUAUGGUUUUGAAUCUGGUUUUGCUUCAAUUAUAUAAGAUGAAUGAAGAUAGGGU
Lactuca virosa is the source of this 2098-nucleotide messenger RNA. NCBI's taxonomy places the organism in Eukaryota, Viridiplantae, Streptophyta, Magnoliopsida, Asterales, Asteraceae. The record is from the annotation of a GenBank genome assembly.